Messenger RNA from Gregarina niphandrodes, 2076 nucleotides. Its product is annotated as putative long-chain-fatty-acid-CoA ligase. Gene Ontology annotation, cellular component: endoplasmic reticulum; membrane. The coding region runs from base 1 to 2076 and encodes 691 amino acids. NCBI's taxonomy places the organism in Eukaryota, Apicomplexa, Conoidasida, Eugregarinorida, Gregarinidae. The transcript has 2 exons. Gene Ontology annotation, molecular function: long-chain fatty acid-CoA ligase activity. The record is from RefSeq and is a predicted model, not a curated record.
AUGGGCAACUCGCUGACGACGUCCGAUGCACCAAUCACCUACGCGGUCCAGACGGAGGAUCCGCCCUUCGCGGACGCCUCUGGGGUGUACAGGUGCGCACAGUACCCAGACGCUUUAGUCGAAAACAUGCCUGACCGAGAUUGGAAGAACCCGUUGGAUUGUAUGGCGAGUACGGCGCUGGAUCCCGAGAUGAGGGACAAAGAGUUUCUGGGGAGUCGAGUGUGGGACUGUGCUUUGCAGCGGAGUCGAGAGGACAUGAUUCCACAAUCGACGGUGUCGUGGGUAACGUAUGGCGAAUUUAUGACGUUGGUUCAGGAAUUUGCUCGGGGGUUGGAACGUCGUGGUUACACAUCAGUGAGUGAGUUUCCAACGGAAGCAUAUGAGCCGGCCCGACGGGUAAGGAUGAUGGGUUUGGUAUCAAAGAAUCGACCAGAGUGGUUUAUAUCAGAGCAGGCAGCAGUAUCGGCGAAUUAUUGUUUAGUACCGUUGUAUGACUCUUUAGGAAGUGAUGCAUUACAUCAGAUACUGGAUCAGACUAAGAUGGAGUUAUUGGUUGCUUCAAGGGAGAGUUUCCGUGUGUUACAGCCGAUGAUAGCGAGCAUUGUAGAUACACAAUUUACUAGCCACAUUAAGUAUGUAGUGAUGUAUGAUAAGCCGAGUGAAGAAGACUUAGAGAAAGCAAAAGAAAUUGGGGCUGAAUUGAUUGAUUGGAAAGAUGUUGUACAGGAAGGACGAGAUCAUCCGGAGAUUGACCUACCGACUCAACAGCCAGAAGAUCUCACGACAGUAUGUUACACGAGUGGAACAACUGGUGCACCAAAGGGUGUGAUGAUGACGGCACAUAACUAUACCAGCCUACUAUCUGCCCAUAGGAGAUGUAUCAUGAGCCAUCCCGGUUUCCGAAUUGGACAAGAGGAUACACACAUUUCAUACCUUCCAUUAGCACACGUGUUCGAACGAAUUAUUUGUGGUAACUGCUUUGUACUCGGAGUAAAAAUUGCAUGUUACUCCGGAGAUACACAAAAACUCUUGGACGACAUGAAAUAUAUUCAACCAACCAUCUUCCUCUCAGUACCAAGAUUGUACAUGAGAAUCCAUGACAAAAUUAUUAGUACCUUAAACGAGAAAUCUAACGUCGCAAAAUUCAUCUUCGAAACGGCAAUGAACACAAAACUCCAGAAUCUAAGGGAGAAGGGUAUCUAUACCCACCCUCUAUGGGACGCUCUAGUGUUCAAAAAGACUAAAGCCGUAAUGGGAGGCCGGAUUCGGUUUAUGCUGGUUGGCGGAGCUCCUAUCGAAGCGAAAGUUCAGGAAGAAGUAAGCGUUAUUUUUUGCUGCCCCGUCUUACAUGGGUUCGGUAUGACUGAAGUAGGACCUGUAUUCAUUUGUAACCCCGGGGACAAGAUUGCUGGUCAUAUUGGAGGAGUGCAACCCUGCUGCCAGUUUGCUCUACGAUCCGUUCCUGAAACUGGCUACUUCGUCAGCGGACCACAAUGUCGAGGCCAACUUUGUAUCAAGGGACCCUCCGUCACUCCUGGCUACCUCGAAAGACCCGACCUCACUGCUGAGGUCCUUGAAAAUGGAUGGUUCCAUACCGGAGACAUCGUUGAACUCAUCGAAGGAAAUGCUAUUAAAAUCAUCGAUCGACAAAAGAACAUUUUCAAACUCAGCCAAGGUGAAUACGUGGCGCCAGAGAAGCUUGAAAACAUUUACUCAUCUGCCAGCCUAGUCUCACAGAUCAUGGUUUACGGGGAUAGCAGCAAAAGCGCACUCGUCGCCAUCGUCGUACCCGAUGAAGAAGAAACCAGCAAAUGGUGCGCUCUCAACAACCUCCAAGGCAAAUCACUUGACGAACUCUGCGCAAGGGACGACUUCAAACAAGCCGUAUUCAGCAACAUGCAAGAAGUCGAAAAGGCCAACCAAGUUACUGGCUUCCAAAAGGUGAAAAAAAUCGUGAUUACUCCUGACCCAUUCACUGUCGAGAACCGCAUGCUCACGCCGACCUUGAAACUGAGAAGGGCAGAAUGCAAAAAGAGGUUUGAACGGGAGAUUAUUGAUCUUUACAACCAGCUUUAG